CGGCGCAUCCGAUCGUCGUCGUUACUCUUGUAUUCGUAAAACGAAAUGCCUAAGCUCCGCUGCGUGUUUGCGCAUUCACUGCUUUUUAGCUCGUUCGGUCGUUCGCCAUGACGAUCUCCUUUCAGCUACCUCAUUAGAGCGAGCAAGUGUAAAAGCUUGUUAAAGUGAGCUCGUUAUAUUUAUUUAGCAAUGAUGGAUGUGCCAAGUAAUCUUUGGAGAAAAUUUUAUAGCGUGCAGAGUUUCAAGUGUCCCUCGUAGGACAAAAGCAUGCAGCUUCUUUACCAAUUACUCAGUUUUUAUACGUCGUCACGAGAAGAUUCGCUAAUCCAUCCAAGUUGGAAAGGAUGAAGUCGUCGGUUCUAGAGCAGCGUCGAACUCGCAGCAGUCACAACUUGCGACGUUCGAAGCUGUUUUCCCUCUACGCCAAGAUAUUCCGACUGCUUCUUGGCAAAUUCGAGAGCAAGGAUGGAUUCGACGAGAACGCGGAGCUCGUCGACGACUACAGCCGCGAGCUCGAUGCCCUCGUGCUGCCUAGUAACGAGGACUGGAGGCUGCGGGUUUACUACAGCCUGGUCGAGUUGCAGAGGGAAAACGAUCGGGCUCUGGCCGUCGCCGCUCUCCAUGACAUACCGUAUGAGGAAUUGCAACAGUUAGAAACCUUUGACUUAUUUAGGUAUACGCAAGCUGCGACAAUGAGCGAGGCUCAGCAGUCGGCGGCUCGUCAGGGCCGCCAGCAGAUCGUCGAGGCGGCCUUGAAACGAUGGGACUGGGAGCCGAGCGCAACGACGGCCUAUCCACUGACGCCGAGGUCGAGCAGAAAAUUGGACGCGGACUCGAGCACGUCGAUCAUGCUGAAGGCCUCGGCGGAGCCCGGCUGGAGAUUGAGGGACAUUCUGUUGGCCUCGAGGCUGCUGAUCGAGCGCUGCGACCAGCCGUACUCAGACGAAGCCGAAACGAGGAGGGUCUUCGGGCUCGUCUACGACGUGCUCAGAUACAAGCCGAUACUGAAUCGGGCCCUCGACGACGUGGGAUUUUGGCUGCGCCACGGCGAACUGAAGGAGCGAGAGCGCGUCGUCUGGCUGCUGCUGUACGACAUGCAGGGCCGGAAAUUCGCCAAGCCAGUCGGCAGCGCAGCCCUGGCGCUGCGCAACGAGGCCCUCCGAGAGGCCGGCCUCCUCGAGAUCGAGCAGGCUCUGCAAGACACGAAAACCAGAUUGGCCGCGAGCCUGUCCCGAUUGCGCAUCGGAGGUUCCGCUCUGAAUCUCGACGAGCUUCUGCCGGCACACCUGCGAACGGCCGAGGGGGUGACCUGGGGUGACGAAGGCGCCAUAGCUUCUGGCUGGGUCAACAGCUCCAAGUUGCCGACGCGAUACCAGUUCGUGGAGGAGAUGCGCAAGAUCGGCCUGAGCCUCAGCCACAAUUGCUCGGCCAACAGCGAGCUCCACGAGUACCAGUACGUCUUCGAUCCACUCUGCCCGAAAGUCGUCAAUCUGCACGAAAAGGCCCGAGAGAAAUUGGCCGUGUCGCAACUCGUCACCAAGCACGCCUUCGUUUUUUUAGACAGGUCGCUGUGCGUCGGAGCCGCCGCUCUGACUCAGGCCAUGCGAGCGGGCAAGCUCUGCGGCCCGGUCAUACUGACGCACUGUCUGGCCCCCCGGCACGUCGGCUACCUGGCCGAACUGCUGCGCGACGUCGAGGACGCGGGUCGCCUGCUGGUGUUCGGCCUCGGCGAGGCUCGCGACGCCCAGCAGGGGUACCUCGAGCGGGCCCUGGGCCUCGGCCCGGAGCGAUGCAAGCUCUACGCCGAGGGCUACGCCCAGGCCCCGACGACCCCCGAGAUGGAGCGGGCCACGAUCGUCUUGGCCGUUCCGCCCUGCAGCUACAGCGGAGUGCGCGACGUGGUCGAUCUGGCGAUAGCGCGCGGGGGCGAUCUCGAGCUCCUGGAGUCGCUGACCAAUCUCGAGGCCGAGUCGGCCCUGCAGCCGCAGGCUCACUUGGCCGAGCAGAUGGCCACGCUGCGCCACGCGCUCACCCGGCCCAAUGUGCAGAUGCUCGUCUACGAGGCGCACACCCUACUGCCGUCCGAGACCACGGAAAUGAUCGAGCAGGCCGUCGAGCACGCCAAUCGACUCGCCAAGGACAAGUUUUUGAGGGAGCGGCCGUUGAAGAAAAAGUCAAAACUACGCGAGCAUCCGACGGUGAAACCUAAAUCGGCCAAGCGAAUGUCGGUCAUGUCCAUUGACAAUACAUCCAAAUCCCUCGAUGAAUCUGCCAAAUCGGAGGACGAGAACACCGAGAACUCGACUUCAUCGACCAAUGCAACGAUUCCUGAGAGCGACCUAUUCGAAAUGUGGCCGCUGAGUCAGCUGUACGAGAAGGACUGCAGUCGUUUGAUCGAUCAAGGCUCCUUCGUACUGAUCGUCAAGCGCAAAGAAAUGAUGCAGUUCAAUUCGCUGUUCAUGAUCAAGGUGGCCGAGGCCAAGGGAGUCUUUGGCGAGUCGUCGAAGCAAAGACAACAACCGAGCCCACCUCCUAAAACGCCGGACUCGCAGAUGGCCAACAAUGCAAAGCACUCUAGAUCAAAAUCCAAUCGCAAGAGCAAAAAGCUUCUCAAGCAACAAUUCGAGCGGCUGACGGCGCCCACCCACGCGAGCAUCGCGCGCCUCGUGAGCGUCACGGCGAGCUGCCCGCGCCACCAGCAGCAUCUCGAGCACGAGGAGCAGCUGCUGCAGGAGCAGGUGAGGGAGGCCAGACGCCACGACGCGCGCCGCUGGUGGUCCGACCUCGGCCACUCGUGGCGCUUCAGCGACGAGUAUAACUUUCGCGCCCUCCGCACCGAUCCGAGGACCCGCAAGCUCCUCUUUCCCGCGCACGUCACCAGGCUCGUUUAUAACGACCAGGACGACCAGCAGCAACGACGUCGCGACGAUGCCUUGUAUCCUACUAAUGAUCGCUUCAACGCCGAUGAAUUGCGUCUCACCUUUCCGUGAAUAGUAAACGACUAAAUUCUUCCGAGUCUACGUAUGCGGCGACAAAACCUUAUGAAUCUUUUCUGAAAUUUUUAGUAAACGCGGUGCUCUGCUGACUAUUUGUCUCUACUUUUAAAUUUUCAUUGACAAAGUUUAAUUCAAUUUACUCGUCAGGUAUCAAAAUCGAAAAUGAAGCCAAGUACUUACAGAGUACUUUUUAAUCGUAAUAGCUCUACACCCUACACAUCUCUAAUUUACCUAUAAUAUUGUUCUCGUGCUGCUCGUCGUUAGCUUGCGUGCGAGAGUACCAUUAAUAAUUGUUGUUUUCCAACUUUCUACUUCGCUUCUUUCCCUUUUCCCUUCUUGUUCCUUGUCAUUUUAACUCGCUCAUGUAAAUUUUCUAACACUUUUUUUUCUUCGCAAAAUACUGUAUACGAUUCUUUCUU
Trichogramma pretiosum is the source of this 3415-nucleotide messenger RNA. RefSeq lists its product as uncharacterized. The record is from RefSeq and is a predicted model, not a curated record. NCBI's taxonomy places the organism in Eukaryota, Metazoa, Arthropoda, Insecta, Hymenoptera, Trichogrammatidae. Bases 345 to 2990 code for a protein of 881 amino acids. The transcript is spliced from 9 exons.